Molecule: messenger RNA, 2619 nt
Organism: Malassezia japonica
Lineage: Eukaryota; Fungi; Basidiomycota; Malasseziomycetes; Malasseziales; Malasseziaceae
Exons: 1
Coding region: 1-2619 (872 amino acids)
Source: RefSeq, a predicted model, not a curated record
AUGCCGAUCUUUUCUCGUAACAUGCACCCUCCUGCGGCAGAGGCAGCUGCGCUUCCCUCUGCACAAAACUCCCCCGAAAAGCCUGGCGAAGAGGCCGAGGCUGGCAAGUGGUUUAACAAGCGUCCGGGCCCUUUGUCGUUCGGUGGGCUGGCCAAGCGCCCGCUCGCCAACGAAAAGCUCCCCAUGACGCCCCCCCCGAAUGUCAACAAACAGCUGAGCGCCUCCCAUGCCCAAGACGCGGCGCUCGCGCAGAGGGUCGACCCCUCGCGCCUCUCGCAGUUUUCGCUGCGGCUCAACGAGCUUGUGAACAAGGCGUUUGUUGCGCCAAACACGUCGGCCGCCGCACCUGCGCCACUCUCGGCCACAUCGCCGUUCAGUGGCGCGGUGAUUGCGCUGCCCCGCCUCCAGUCGAUCACCUACGGCUCGAAUCGGCUGCCUGACCGUGUCAAGGUGAUUGAAAUGACGCGGCUCAUUGUGAACGAGCUGCAGAACGCUGCAACCGUCGACCCGUACCUGCUGCGUGCCGUAUCACGCGCGGUGCUCAAGUCGAUCUCGCUGUUUGUCACGCGGAUCGAGUCGCUGCUGGUGCCUGCAGCACGCGACCCGUCGGCUCUUGUCGUCCCGUCGUCGGUGCGCGGUGCGCAGCAGCUGCCCGCCGCGAUGGAGUUCAACUUGGCGCUGAUGAGUCUCGAGUGGAUUGUGGAAGAGAGCCUCGAGCGCUGUCUCGAAGGCCUGCCUCCUCUUGCGCUCCUGAGCUCGCCCAACAUCAUGGUCCCGACAUCGUCUGAGGGCGAGGCGGCGCCGCGCAUGCCGCCGUACGUCCACGAGAUUCUCUCGCCGCUGCGCGAGCAGAUGGAGGCGAGUAUUAUCCAUGUCGUGCAGCCGGUGCUGGUGCAGGUCAAGUCGUCGCUUGCGGGCUGCAUUGCAAAGGGCAACCCCUACCCCUUCCAGCCCCAAAAGGCGCCCGGCGCAGAGACCGACGUGGGCGCGGUGCGCUCGCCCAGCGCGGCGUGGCUCAAGGAGCUCGAGGAGCGCCUCGAUACCGCACACCGUCUCCUCUUUCUGCGUGUCGUGGAGCGGUGUGGCCAGGACGGGCAGGCAUGGUACAUCUCGGUCGCGAUCCACCUUAUCUGGAAAGGACUCGUGGCCAUCACCUCGCGUUCCGUCUUUGCGCCGGCGAGCGUUGUCGAGGCACAGUUUGCCCACACGUUUGGGCGCACGUCGGGCACGGCGCCGUCGAGCGCUGUGCUCAACUCGCUCCUUUCGGACGAGUCGAGCAGCAAGCGCGUGCCGACCCCCACGCAGCUCGCCCAUGCCCUGCGCUCGGUUGGCAAGCCCGGCGCACACCGCCUGCGCAAGGCGCCCGGUGAGGCGGCGACCGGCGCCCAGACGCCGGUCGAAAUGCACGAGUCCGAGUUUGACGGCUGGAAGACGCACUUUAUGCUGCCGAACGAUGACACUGACUGCUACGUGAUCAACCCUCUCCUCGUUGCCGAGCAGCUGCACGACCUGCAGGUGUUUGAGCGCCUCAUGACGCAGUUUGCUUCCGACCUCGCGACCCCCGCGCACUUCCAAAAGACGCGGCGCUCUGCGAGCCGGCAGCGCAAGGCGUCGGGCGACAGCGAGGUGUACGACGAAGGCCUGCAUCCCGCGCGCUCGCACUCGAGCGAUGACCAGGACGAGAGCGAGGACGAGGACCUGGCGCACGCCGCGCUCAAAGAGGCGCUCGGCGCGCUCCAGUCGACCGUGGUAGUGCUGCGGACGCUGCUCCAGGAGCCAGACACGCUGCAGCACCUGGCGAUGCGCACCAAGCACGGCAGCGAGGCGACAGAGCACCUCUUGACGCCUGCUGCCCUGCACGCGUUCAACGUAAUUCCCGAGCUGCUCCUCGUGCACAUUGCCUUUUGCCGCAUCCCCCCGGGCUGGACACAGCGCGACGACCAGCGCCCGGAUGCAGAGAGCGCACGCGCCGGCCUCCUUCCGACCCCGCCGCAGCUCUUUGGCUACACCUGGGCGCAGUACGAGGCGGCGCUCACCGGCUUUGCGGCCGGCGAGGCGGCCGCGUCGUCGCUCGCGCGCCUCUACGCGCCGGUGCUCGGCGAAGUCUACCACAUGCUCGACGAGCGGUGCGCCGACCACGAGCCGCACCCCGACGACCCCGACGCCAGCUCGAUCCACUCAGAGUCGAGCGCGGAGGGCGACGUGCCGAGCGCCAUGACGCAGUCUGCGCCCACGCUCGACAAUUUGCACAUCAGCGACACCCCCAAGGCCAACCGCGAGGCGCCGGUCAUGGGCCACAUGAACCUGGAGCACGGCGAGCCGACGCGCUCGCGCUCGCUGCACCGCAGCGCCAUCUCCAACCGAUUCUGGCGCCGCUCGCACGCGAGCGGCCACGGCCUGCACCUCCCCCACGCGCUGCCGCCGCGUGUGUCGCGUGCGAACGCCACGAGCUCGCCGUACCUUGGCCGCCACCGGCGCACUUCGCCGCUCGGCCACUCGAACAGCUCGCUGCCCCGCAGCCAGACGCAUACGCUGGCGCACAUGCAGCGCAAUGCGCUCAACAUGUUUGAUAGCGUGCUCAGGCGCGUCGACCAGACGUACCGCAGCAACACACCGUAG